This is a messenger RNA of Phytophthora infestans T30-4, 849 nucleotides long. RefSeq names its product endopolygalacturonase, putative. The record is from RefSeq and is a predicted model, not a curated record. Gene Ontology annotation, biological process: pectin catabolic process. Gene Ontology annotation, molecular function: polygalacturonase activity. Bases 1 to 849 code for a protein of 282 amino acids. Gene Ontology annotation, cellular component: extracellular region. The transcript is spliced from 2 exons. Lineage: Eukaryota; Oomycota; Peronosporomycetes; Peronosporales; Peronosporaceae.
AUGCUUGACCUGACUAAUUUGUGGGCAGGCCCGCUAAUUAAGCUCACGGGAAAUGAUCUCACUGUGACUGGACCUGGAACGCUUGAUGGUCAGGGAUCGUGGUUAACUGGCCGCAGGGUCAGAAACAUCACCCGGCCGGUGUUCUUCCGCCUCAGCAGGGUUGCCAACUCGAAGCUGUCGGGCUUCACUAUCCAGAACAUGCCGUUCCGCACCUUCAGCAUUCUCAGCUCGAACUACACGACGAUCUCCGAACUCACGAUCGACUCCCGUGCCGGCAACGGCAGCGCCAAGAACACGGACGGCUUCGACCUGAGCAGAAAUAACCACGUGACCAUCUCAAACAACCGAGUGUACAACCAGGACGACUGCCUCGCUAUGCAGUCCAGCUCGAACACAAUCUUCAGCAACAACUACUGCAGCGGCUCGCACGGCAUUUCCAUCGGCUCGUUGGGUGGCCCGGAGCAGAACGUCAACACAACCGUCUCUGGUCUGCUGGUCAAGGAUAACACGAUCGUGAACAGCACAAACGGCAUCCGAAUCAAGACCAUCAUUGGGCUGAAGGGACUGGUGACCAACGUCACCUACACUAACAACAGGCUCGUCAACGUCAAGAAUGCUAUUGUCAUGCACUCAGAUUACAACAAGACCAAGGGCGGGUACUCGGGAAUCCCUUCUAGUCUGGUUAACAUCACAAACAUCAAGAUCGAUGGUCUCUUCGGCACGGCCACGAACCUGUACGAUAUUGUAGCCAACCCAGCCGUUGUGUCCAACUGGGAGUUCAAGAACGUCGCUGUUAAUGCCACGAACGUUGGCAAGUGUAACGGCGGGCCGAGCAACGUGCAGUGCUAA